Messenger RNA from Urocitellus parryii (Arctic ground squirrel), 3915 nucleotides. It is a transcript of the gene Gnl3l, whose product is annotated as G protein nucleolar 3 like. Gene Ontology annotation, cellular component: nucleolus. Gene Ontology annotation, molecular function: GTP binding. Lineage: Eukaryota; Metazoa; Chordata; Mammalia; Rodentia; Sciuridae. The record is from RefSeq and is a predicted model, not a curated record.
GACGGAAUCACGCCUCGCGAGGCUGAGAUCCGGAAGUCGGAACCUAGCCGUACAAGCGCAUGUCCUCCGUCCUGGUAGUUGUGCUACCCUCUCCUCUGUGAUCCCCGCCGGAAGUGUAGGAAAAAAGUGGGCAUAUUUGGAAUUACCCAUUUUCAAGCUGGACUGAUACAUCGUGAUGAAGCACAGACACAAAAAUAAAAAGCCAAGUAAAGGUUCCAAAGGCUGUAAGAAGCCUAUAAAGCAAAAUGGAAAGAAAGCAACUUCCAAAGUGCCCUCCGCUCCCCAGUUUGUUCAUUGCAAUGAUCAUGCCAGCCGGGAGGCAGAAUUAAAGAAGAAGAGGGUUGAGGAGAUGAGGGAGAAGCAGCAGGCUGCCCGGGAGCAAGAGAGAGACAGACGCAGGACCAUUGAGAGCUACUGUCAGGAUGUCCUGAGACGCCAGGAGGAGUUUGAGCGCAAGGAGGAGGUUUUGCAGGAAUUAAAUAUGUUUCCUCAGCUGGAUGAUGAGGCUACAAGGAAGGCUUAUUACAAGGAGUUCCGUAAGGUAGUACAAUACUCUGAUGUGAUUCUGGAAGUCCUGGAUGCCAGAGACCCAUUGGGCUGUCGGUGUUUCCAAAUGGAGGAGGCUGUUUUGCGGGCAGAGGGCAACAAGAAGCUGGUCCUGGUCUUGAACAAGAUUGAUCUGGUUCCUAAGGAGAUUGUGGAGAAGUGGUUGGAUUACCUUCGUAAUGAGCUGCCAACUGUGGCUUUUAAGGCCAGCACCCAACAUCAGGUCAAAAACCUGAAUCGGUGUAAUGUGCCAGUGGAUCAAGCCCCUGAAUCGCUGCUAAAAAGCAAAGCUUGCUUUGGAGCUGAAAAUCUCAUGAGGGUUCUGGGAAACUAUUGCCGCCUGGGUGAAGUACGCACCCACAUCCGUGUGGGUGUUGUGGGCCUUCCCAAUGUUGGGAAGAGCAGCCUGAUCAAUAGCCUGAAGCGCAGCCGUGCAUGCAGUGUGGGAGCCGUUCCUGGGGUUACCAAAUUCAUGCAGGAGGUCUACCUAGACAAGUUCAUCAGGCUGCUGGAUGCUCCAGGCAUUGUCCCAGGACCCAACUCCGAGGUGGGCACUAUUUUGCGUAACUGCAUCCAUGUGCAGAAGCUGGCAGAUCCUGUGACCCCAGUGGAGACUAUUUUACAGCGCUGCAACCUGGAAGAGAUUUCCAACUACUAUGGAGUUUCUGGGUUCCAGACCACUGAGCACUUUCUGACUGCAGUGGCCCACCGCUUGGGAAAGAAGAAGAAGGGAGGCUUAUACAGUCAGGAGCAGGCUGCUAAAGCUGUCCUAGCUGACUGGGUGAGUGGAAAGAUCAGUUUCUAUACACCACCACCACCCACCCACACUCUACCAGCUCACCUGAGUGCUGAGAUUGUUAAGGAAAUGACUGAGGUCUUUGACAUUGAAGAUACUGAGCAGGCCAAUGAAGACACCAUGGAAUGCUUGGCCACCGGAGAAUCAGAUGAGCUGUUGGGCGACACAGACCCGCUCGAAAUGGAGAUUAAGUGGCUUCAUUCUCCGAUGGUGAAAAUAGCAGAUGCCAUUGAAAAUAAAACCACCGUAUAUAAGAUUGGAGACCUCACUGGGUAUUGCACCAAUCCAAACCGCCAUCAGAUGGGGUGGGCUAAACGCAAUGUGGACUACCCCCGUCCCAAGAACAACAGUGUGGUGGAUGUCAGCCCAGUGGACCGCCGUCCGAUGCUGCAGAGGAUCAUGGAGACAGAUCCUUUGCAACAGGGUCAGGCUUUGGCAUCUGCCUUGAAAAAUAAGAAGAAGAUGCAGAAGCGUACAGAUAAAAUCGCCAGCAAGCUGUCUGAUUCCAUGAUGUCUGUUCUCGACCUCUCCGGCAAUGGUGAUGACAGUGCUGGUGACUGAUCAGCUGAUCCCACUCCCCUCCCCCUCCAAGCACUGGUUCCUAUAGGAUGGGGGAGUACAAAUGGAGUUUGGUUCUCUCGGAAGUACCUAUAUAUAUAUCUAUAUAUUAAAAAAAAAAAAAAAAAAAAAAACUUCCCAUGCUGUGUGUCCCCUCCCAAUACUGUUCCCUCCAUUCUCUCUAGAGAGGUUGCAGUUGCCAAAUCCAGUGAACUUUACUUAAUCCCUGCUGUGUUUUAUAAGAGAAAAUAUCAGCAGAGCCCAGGUGCUAACAAUUUAUCCCUCACUCUUAAUCCCAGGAUCCCACCCCGUAGGUUGAGCUGAUAUUAAGGAUGACCUCCCACAAGCCCUCUUAGACCGCUGAAUGUACAAAUAAAGGCUAGACUGUUAGUAGACCUAGAGCCCCUGCAGGGAAGAUGAUUUCUUUACCAUUCAAUGAGAGGUAUCACCACCAAGGUAUCCCUAUAAUGGGCUUCUGGCCAUGCAUCUUUCUUCCAAGUUCAUAGGUCCUCACUUGGGUGGCAGUGGGGACAUGGGAAUAGUGAUGAGCCUUUUUAUAUCUGUGCAAGGGUCUGGAGAUAGGAUAAAGGGAAGAAGAAAACAAAUAAGCCUGGCUGGUAUUAAAGUGUGUUAGAGACUAUAUUGUAGGAGGAGAAAACAAGGUACCUGUUGGUAGGGCAGCUGGGUGCUUUAGGGACAAAUCCCAUCUUGGCAUAUGUGAGAAUUUGGAGAAAUUCCGUUAACUGAAGUGCUCUGGCUGAUCCUUGCCCUUGUAUGACCUUAUCCAGCAUCAGCAUUUGAAUUCCACAAUUCUGGAGAGUUCUGAUACCAGUUAUUUAGAGUGUGUCCUUGAGAGAGUUGCUGUAUUUGGGACUGCACCAGCUAUCUCCUUUCCCAGUGGCUGGAAGCUACCCAUUAAAAUAUAAUUAACUAUCACCUCUUGGAGGGCCUACCCUAUCAGACAAGGGCAUCAGGCCCAAGCACUACUAGGGGCCUAGCUUAGUCAGCUUGCUGUCACUAUUGUAAAAUACUUGAGAUAUCAGUUUAUAAUGAGAAAAUGCUUAUUUUGACUUAAAGUUUUAAAAGUUCCAGUCCAUGAUUGAUUGGCUCUGUUGCUUUGGCUUUCUGGUGAGAUAGCAUAGAUAAGCUGGUACAUGUGGUGACCAAAACCUUUCAUCUUAUGGCCAGGAAGCAAAAAAAAGGAAAAAAAGUGGGAGUGCCUGAAGUCCCACAAUCCCUUUCAAUAUCCCAAUGAUUUAAGGAUCUCCCACCAGGCCCCACCUCCUAGAAGUUUUACUUUACCCUGAGAUCAAGUCUUUUAACAUAUGGGCCUUUGGGAUACAUUUAGGAUCCAAGUUAUAACAGACUCUUGUAAAGGGUCUAGGAUAGAAGAUUACAACUGAAACGAUCUCAUUUUACUAGGAAUUUUUGUUUCUUGUACAGAAUUUCAGUUCCUAGCCAUUUAUCCAGAGUUGAUAUAUUUGUAAGGAGUGGGCAUUACAUUACUUCAGUCUUUGCUACCUACACUAAACUUCCAUACCAUUCUUUGACCAUGAAUAUAUACCCUUUAGUCUUGCUCUUGCCUCUGCCUCUCAGGCUGGCACCCAAAGUUUACCUAACCAGAUCCUGAAUCAGGUGACACAGGAGAAAGCUACUGACUAUAGGCUCUUCUGUCUGGAAAGUGCGGACUUCUACUGUAUUCAGGCACAGCCAAAGGAAGGAGGUAGUUACUAAUUGUGCACAAACUGCAACAAGCUCUGGAAAUCUGUUAAACCUCCUUAAUUCUCAGUAUGGCUAUACUGGUAUGGGAUUAAUAUCAUAAGAAAAAUAAAUAGGCUCAGAAAGUUGACAGGUUAUGCCCAAGACAACAUUAACUGGUGGUGCCAAGUGUGAUUAAAACCCUAUGCAGGCCCUUUCCUCUGCAUUAUACUGCCUUCUUAACAAAAGUACAUUAAUUAAGCACCUACUGUGUGCCAGUCUCUGUUAUCAAGUCCUUAAAAUGCAUUUUCUUAUUU